AUGAACUGUAGUCCCAUUAUGAGUUCAGAUGACAAAAAAGAAACGGAAACAUCCAACGAAUGUGAUGAGGGCUUUCUACCUGAUGCGAAUCCUACUUUGGAAUCUCCGCGAUUCUCUAUAGCCAUGAAAAUGAAUCGGCAUGAUAAGGAUAAAGACACAUUGCUACCUCCUUCACCUCCAAAGUUUGUGUCAAUGAAUCAGCUUGCGGAAGCAGCUAAAGCAUUCUAUAAUAUGUCUUUAGCACAUGAAAUAACUGUGGAUUCUGAGUUUAGACUGGAAAAAUAUGAACCACAAGAAAAAAGUUUGGAAUAUUGUAUUAAAGAAACAAUGCAUAGAGCAUUUUGGGAUAUUUUACGAUCUAGUUUAGAUUGUGAUCCUCCAGACUAUGAACCAGCUUUACGCUUACUGGAAGAAGUUAAACAGUCAUUACAAAGUUUAGUUUUGCCUAAUCAAACAACAUUGAAAACACUUAUUGAAAAUCUUUUGGAUAUGGAUAUAGCUAAAUCUCAAUUAGAAGAAACUGGUUAUUUAAGUUUAGAAAUUUAUAAAAAUGAAGUAAUUAAUUUAAUGAAACAAUUUUGUGCUCCAAUACGUGAUCAAGAAGUUGAAGAUUUAAGAAAAAUCGAUGAUCCAAUUGAUGCAUUCAAAAAUGUCUUUAUUCUACUGGAUAAAAUGCAUAUGGAUUUGGCUAAUUUUACAAUUAAACAAAUGAGACCAUAUAUUCGUCAACAGGCUGUUACUUAUGAACGAACAAAAUUUGCUACAUUUUUAGAAGCUCAACAAAAACUUGGUAUUGAUGGCUUAGCUCAUACACGUGAUUGGAUUAAACAAGCACAUGAUAAUCUUCUUCAUGUAUCACAUCAACCAAUUAAUCAUGAGUGCCCCAAUGCAUCCAGUAAUAUCAGCACUAAUAAUAAGAACACUCCAGUGGAUCUUAAAAACACUUCAGAUAGUUGUUCUACCACAAGUAAUGAUACUAUCCCAUUGACACCGAAUAAUAUACUACGUGAAGCCUACUUGAAGUUAUUGACAUGGCCACGUGAUCGUGAUUGGCCUGAGACAAUGCUCAUGGAUCAGUAUCGCCUUAUAGAUUUAGGCAAUCAAUUAACUAUUAUUGUCAAUUUAACAUCUCUUGUUCUGGUUGUAUGUAAUUAUAUAGCAUCGAAUGUAUCAACAUUCACUACAACUGGAUUAUCUUCAUUAACUGCAACAAAACCUAUUUUAUCAAUUCCACUUGAAACUAGUUUACCACAUGAUGCAAUGAUACAGUUGAAAAAAUCUAUUUGUCAAGAUGUUGCACCAAUAUUACAUGGAAUCUCUUUAAAUUAUAAACCUGAUCAAUUAGUUGAUGAUAUAAUUGAACAAGUUAUAUUAACCAUUGAAUUAUGGUAUAAUCGAUGCAUACAAUCUUGUAAUUUAGUUACAUCAUCAUCAUCCUCAUCAUCAUCUAACUUAUCAACAUUAACUGAGCAUAAAUCAUUAUGUACAACUGCUUCUAUGACAGAUUAUGGACGUAAUGAAUUAAGCUUACAAUUGACUUCAGUUAUUAUCAGUGAACAUCCUGUUUAUAAACUUAUGUAUAAACGAGCUAUGGAUUUUCUACGCUCUGCAUUGUCAUCCUAUCCUCCUGAACCAUUACCUUUACCUCCAGGUUUCAGUGUUCUACUUGAUCUUGAUCAAGAUAAACUCAGUUCUUCCACCAACGAAAAUGGGACUACUGUUAAUUCUGUUGGUUAUUUACGAAAACCUCCAUUAAACAUCCCGACAACAAUGAUGUCAGGUGGUAGUAGUACCAGUACUGGAUUACUUUUUCAUUCUUCCCCUUCUAGUCCACAUAAAGAAUCAAUCAAUAGUUCUAAAACUUCUAAAUUUGAAAUAUUAAGUUUAUCCGAUUUAGCAAGUCGUCUUCUACCAUUAUUAGCUCAUAAUCGUCAUGUAUUUGGUUCAUAUUAUGCUGAAAUUAUUCAACCAUUACUUAUGCCGGAAAUUCAAAAACUUUCUAAUACUAAUAACGAAAAAUGA
Schistosoma curassoni is the source of this 2022-nucleotide messenger RNA. Lineage: Eukaryota; Metazoa; Platyhelminthes; Trematoda; Strigeidida; Schistosomatidae. The record is from the annotation of a GenBank genome assembly.